Molecule: messenger RNA, 795 nt
Organism: Symbiodinium natans
Lineage: Eukaryota; Dinophyceae; Suessiales; Symbiodiniaceae
Source: the annotation of a GenBank genome assembly
AUGGAGCGCCAAGAAGAGGGCCUGCUCAGCGAGCUGGAGGCAUUUAAGAAAGAGGAGGCAGAGCUUAUGGCGGAGCUUGAACGUCAACGGCAGCUGGAGGAGCAGCUUCAGAAGGAGGAAGACGACUUCUGGAUCAAAGUUGCGGAGUGCCAGCUGGACAUUGAAGAGACAGAAGAGGAGCGUGCUGCCACAUCUGCAGCCAUCCGAUAUGCCUCGGCUGAGCUUACCCGGCUCCGCAAGACGAACGUGCUGAAUGAGAUGUUCCACAUCUCCCAGGACGGGCCCUUUGGUACCAUCAACGGCUUCAGGAUGGGGCGUCUGCCUGAACAGCCAGUGCCAUGGGAAGAGGUAAAUGCGGCAUGGGGGCAAGCAUGUCUCCUGCUAGAUGCCCUGGUUAAGAAGGCCAAGUUGCCAACUGCGCAAUCUCAGUACAGGCUAGUGCCCCGUGGCAGCCACUCGACCAUCAAGGUUGGUGGCAAAGACUUCGAGCUCUACGGCUGUGACGGAGGGCUGUCUAGCUUCUGGGCCGCAUCCCAGUUUGGCUCUGCCAUGCAUGCCUUCCUGUGUUUCAUGCAGGAGGUUGUGAGCUUUCUGCAGAGGAGCGCUCCUCUGCAGUUGCCUUUUAAAAUCGAAAGGGAUAAGGUCGGCGGUUGCUCCGUCAAGGGCAGCCAGUUCGACCAAGAGCGGUGGACGAAGGCUUUGAAGUUCCUUCUGAUGGACUUGAAGUACCUCAUCGCCGUCAUCGAGUCGCGUGACUUUGCAGCUUCGAGAAGCAGCUCAACAGCCACGUCUUGA